AUGCGGCGCAUUGCUGCUCUACUUGUGGCAUCGCUGCUACCACUUGCCGUCAUCGCCGACUCAGACAAGGGAGAUGACCAAAGCCCCAAGUUCUACAACUCAGCUCGCCAUGCAGCCGCGGACCCUCACGUCUUUUACGACUCUGAAAAGGGCCAGUACUAUGCGUAUUCCACCGAGGGGGCUGAUGAAGGAUACCACUUUGCGAUUUACAUUAGCCCUGACCUUUCGACAUGGAGCAAACAUCCUGGAGGCGUCUUAAAAGCUUGUUACGAUGAUCAGAUGAAACAGAUUGAUGGUGGUCAAGCUUGCUGGGCCCGAGAUUGGUACUGGGCCCCCGAAACCUACUACAACGAGAAAACCGGAUGGUACUUUUUCAUUUUCGCUGGUCGUUUACGGGAAGACCUGGCCAAAGACCAUUUUCGAUAUUCCAAGUUCGAAGAGCCUUCCAAGCUAGGAAUCGCCGUCUCCCGCUCGCCUACAGGGCCUUUCAACGAGAUUCGAUCAGAGCCAAUCGGCUACUACCCCUAUGAUCCGGAUUAUCACGACAUUAACCUGGUCAUGGAUGAUCAGCAAAUGCUGCCGCCAGAAAGUCUGGCCCAAGGUGAAGCUGCGCCAAAGGGCACAUACAUACCUACCAUAGAUCCCAAUAUUUUCUUCAAUAAUGACGGCCGGAUUUACUUGUACACCUCACGCAAUGCCUACCGAAAUUGGAAUUGGGACAGUACUCUGGGCAAAUAUAUCGAAGAAUCCAACAUCAUUGUGGUUGAGCUGGACCGGGAAUGGUGGGAUGACCCGUUUGCACGAACCAUGCCUGAGAUUGCGUCUUCUCAAAUAAACCUAAACGCGAACAAUGCUCCCGAAUUGCCGUCGAACAUCACCUCCUACAACGGCACUGGCGAGAUUGGAGAUCCUCCCCGCAAAGACGGUUGGAAGACAGUUAUCUCCUACGGCGCUGAUCCGCAAGAUUGGGAGAAUUACCACGUGGAUGAUUAUGUCAAGUUCAAUGGCACGAAGAAGAACCGCCGCUGGUCGGAAGGUAGCACGGUUAUCACACGAAACGGCAGUGACGACAAGUCAGUUUAUAUGCUGACGUAUAGUGCGAACAACUACGAAGCUUCCAAUUAUGGUGUUGGGUUUGCAACGGCAGAAUCACCGCUAGGGCCGUUCAAGAAAUCGUCUAAGAACCCUGUUCUUUCCCAAAAACCCGACGGAGAGUUCCCCAUCUACUCAACUGGCCACGGAAGUAUCGUGGCAUCACCUCCUCCAGACAUCAGAAUCAAAUUUGGCGCGCAAGAUGUCACCAGGAAAAGUUUGGAUGGUACGGAGCUUUUCUAUGUGCAUCAUGCACGUAAUGACACAACGAGGGACCGCUCUAUCUUCACCACACGCAUGAGCCUCAAUGAUUCGGCAAUCUUCAUUGGCUCUGACGAUGCAAUUAGCAUGAGUCUAACACCGCUUGACCAAGCCCUCCCCAAAGACACAUACCCGAUCAGCUUCCAAGUUAGUUGCUCCAGAGACCGAAGCCCCGGUGCCCGGUUUGACGUUCGCGUCAUGUCAAAAGCUGGGGCCUCAUUUGAUCUUAUGGAGGGAACAAACAGAGUAGUUUCUCUUCCUGGUGCCGUUCAGGCAACCUCCAUUGAACCCUCAAGACAGCGAGAUGGUGGGUACGUUCUAAACUUCAACACCACGUCAGUGAGGGAGCUGGCAUAUCAACGACUGAGUGUCGACGGUAACUGGGCGACAGUUGAAAGCAAGGAGAUCAGAUGCAAAACAACGCAGCGGCGUUUUCUGAAGCAGUCGUGA
Messenger RNA from Colletotrichum paranaense, 1803 nucleotides. Its product is annotated as beta-xylosidase. NCBI's taxonomy places the organism in Eukaryota, Fungi, Ascomycota, Sordariomycetes, Glomerellales, Glomerellaceae. Gene Ontology annotation, biological process: carbohydrate metabolic process. The coding region runs from base 1 to 1803 and encodes 600 amino acids. The transcript has a single exon. The record is from RefSeq and is a predicted model, not a curated record. Gene Ontology annotation, molecular function: hydrolase activity, hydrolyzing O-glycosyl compounds.